Branchiostoma belcheri (Belcher's lancelet) is the source of this 2156-nucleotide messenger RNA. Its product is annotated as minor histocompatibility antigen H13-like. Gene Ontology annotation, cellular component: membrane; cytoplasmic side of endoplasmic reticulum membrane; lumenal side of endoplasmic reticulum membrane. The coding region runs from base 20 to 1183 and encodes 387 amino acids. The record is from RefSeq and is a predicted model, not a curated record. The transcript has 12 exons. Gene Ontology annotation, biological process: membrane protein proteolysis. Gene Ontology annotation, molecular function: aspartic endopeptidase activity, intramembrane cleaving. NCBI's taxonomy places the organism in Eukaryota, Metazoa, Chordata, Leptocardii, Amphioxiformes, Branchiostomatidae.
CAUAAUUUCCUUCCCCAAGAUGGCGGACAGUGUGGCAGAAAAUGUGGCUUCGGAGGCGGCUGCGGCCCUGAACGAGACCUUAAACGGGACGGAGGCCGUCAACGGGACGGCCAAAGUGCCGUCCACGCCCGAAGGGAUGGCUGUGGCGUACAGCAGCCUGGUGGUGAUGGCGCUCAUACCCAUAUUUGUGGGCGCUUUUCGGUCGGUGAAGUACCAUAGGGAACAAAAGGAGUCUGGAGAGAAGGGGGAGACCAUGACCAGCAAGGAUGCUGCCAUGUUUCCCAUCAUUGCCAGCUGUACUCUCUUUGGGCUCUACAUGUUCUUCCAGAUUUUCUCCAAGGAGUACAUCAACCUGCUCCUGGCCUUCUACUUCUUCUUCCUGGGAGUCUUGGCAUUGGCACACAUCUUAAGCCCAGUGGUGAAUGCCCUGAUUCCUGCCUCCUUCCCCAACCAAGACUACCACCUCAAGUUUGCUCAGGGGAAACAAGACAAGGAGGAAGAACUGAUGGACUACCACUUUGACCGUAAGGACCUGGUCUGCCUGGGCAUCUGUACGGCCAUCGGAGUGUGGUACCUCAUGAAGAAGCACUGGGUGGCCAACAACCUGUUUGGGCUUGCGUUUGCCCUGAACGGUGUGGAGCUGCUGCAGCUGAACAGUGUCACCACAGGCUGCAUAUUGUUGGGGGGACUCUUCAUAUAUGACAUAUUCUGGGUGUUUGGUUCAUCCCAGGUCUUUGGCACUAACGUCAUGGUGUCAGUAGCCAAGUCCUUUGAGGCACCAAUCAAGUUGGUGUUCCCACAGGACAUCCUGGAGAGAGGCCUGGAGGCCAACAACUUUGCCAUGCUGGGGCUGGGGGACAUCGUCAUUCCAGGCAUAUUUAUAGCCUUGCUGCUCCGUUUUGAUGUGAGCCUGAAGAAGAACAGCAAGCUGUACUUCUACUCCAGCUUCAUCGCCUACUUUGUCGGCCUGCUGGUCACAAUACUCAUCAUGCAUGUCUUCAAGCACGCACAGCCUGCCCUACUGUACCUGGUCCCUGCCUGUGUGGGGACUCCACUGUUUGUGGCACUUGUGAAGGGGGAACUAGUGCAGAUGUUUGGCUAUGAGGACAGCCCAGAGGAGAAAACUCCAGAAGGAACUGCCAAUGACAAGGAAGGGAAACAGGAAGUAAAAAAAGACAAAUGAGUAAAAAAAAAGGAAAACAUCCCCUCCAGGGAUUGGUAGAUUCCAGAGUUUGCCUGAGAGGAAGGUAACAUUUCAAAGAUCCAUUCCUCAGGCAGAGGCAAUAAGUAUCAUAGAGAAACCUCCCUUGGAUGCAAUGGUAUUGUCCAAAUAAGUAUUACAAACUAUGAGAGAGAGGAUGAUACUAUUAACAUCAAGGGAGAAAUUUCAGCUUUAGUUUUGAUUACAUAUACACAAGACCUAUAACUGUAGAUAUACAUAUUGAUGUAUUACAUUCAUUUGUUUUUGAGAUUCUUUCUUUUUUGGGUACUUAACCUACAUAUUAUCAGCUUUGACAAAUGUCAGUAUGGAGGUACAACAAAAGUUACAUUGUUUAAAUCAUAAUUUACAGUAUGGAAAGCCUUAUUUAUUGCUUGCUAUAAUAUGGCACUGAAAACUUGCUACACACUGAUUUUGAUGAAAAACAGCCUCGACUUUAUAGAUGGACAUUCCAACAACACCUUGUGGGCUGGUUCACUUUGUUCAUUUCCAACAGGUUGACACUUCCAUCCCACUGUGUUGUUCAUUAACUAAACUUAGUACAAAACAUUAGAAUUGCCUGUGCAGUGUUGUAGUUUUCAUAUCUUUAAUAUACAUCGAAAAACAUUGUUUGGUAUGUGACAAAAGAACAAUUUUCAAAGAGCAUAUUAAUCUACAUUUGCAUAUCUGAAGUUCUUCCUCUCAACGAGAGGCUUCCUAAGGGCCAAGAAGAAAAGUGACUGUAAAAGAAGUCUACUCUGACAUCAAUAAUAACACAAAGCGGAGAUGACUACCAAGCUGUUGAACUGGGAAAGGAAACCAAAGUGUGUCAAAAGAUGUGGUGAUGUGAUAAACUGCAAGAAACUAUAAUGAUGCCAGGAAAAAAACAUGAUGAAUACCAGGAAAUUCUGUGAAAGAAAAUUCUAUGACACAAUAAAUAUGUGAAGAAUGUGCUGUA